AUGGGGCUUGGCGAGGGCGAGUACGAGUCGCGCGUCGUGCAUCGCGCGUCGGCGGCAGGAUGGCUGUCACCGUCGGAGCUGGAGCUAUAUGGGGCGUCGGAGUCGCCGUUGGGAGGAAAUGUAGCGGCGAUGGACUCAUCGGCGACGACGCAGAAGCGCAAGUGCCCCGACAAGGAGGAGCCGGCCGGCAUGUGCGCCAACGGCUGCGGCUUUUUCGGCGCCGCCGCCACCGGCAACAUGUGCUCCAAGUGCUACCUGGACCACGUCACCGACACCGCUCACCCCAUGGCCACCUCGACCGCGCCUCCUCCGGCGAAGAAGGCCAGGAUGAUCGUCGCCGUCCCGUCCUCCCAUGAUGCGGCCGCCUCCUCCUCCUCCGCCGCCGCCGCAGUUGACUCCUCCGUGGCGUCCGUCAAGCAGCCGCCGGUGGCGGCGAGCCGGUGCGCGGCGUGCCGCAAGAAGGUGGGGCUGCUGGGGUUCCUGUGCCGCUGCGAGGGCACCUUCUGCAGCGUCCACCGCUACUCGGACAAGCAUGACUGUGGAUUCGACUACAAGACCGCUGGCCAGGAGCAGAUCGUCAAGCACAACCCCAUCGUGAUCUCGGACAAGAUUUCCCGAAGGAUCUGA
Messenger RNA from Hordeum vulgare subsp. vulgare (domesticated barley), 627 nucleotides. RefSeq names its product zinc finger A20 and AN1 domain-containing stress-associated protein 7-like. The transcript is spliced from 3 exons. The record is from RefSeq and is a predicted model, not a curated record. Lineage: Eukaryota; Viridiplantae; Streptophyta; Magnoliopsida; Poales; Poaceae. Bases 1 to 627 code for a protein of 208 amino acids. Gene Ontology annotation, molecular function: zinc ion binding; DNA binding.